CGGCUGGGUACAGCAGUUGGCAGCUGCAGUAGGCCUGUAGCUGUAACAGCAGCAGUUUUGCAUUUCUACCCCUGCCCGUUAUCACCAUGCAGCAGCAGCAGGCCUUACAAGCUUAUGCGCAGCAGAACAAGGGCACUCUUGUUCCAGGCCAAACCAUCUCAGUAAACAAAUACACGGUCCAGGUUGAGCGGUAUCUCAGUCAAGGUGGAUUCUCUCAUGUGUACCUUGUCAGGACUCCCACCCCCGUGUAUAACACGACCCAUCAUGUUCUCAAACGAAUUGGCGUUCCUAAUGAGGCCAUGCUCGCGGAGGUUAAGAAAGAAGUCGAUAUCAUGAGGAUACUGAAAGGGCACCCAAACGUGGUGCAUCUGAUCGAUGCUGCCUGGCACAAAAUGGCGAACGGCAUGUACGAAGUCUUCAUUCUCAUGGAGUUUUGUCCAGGUGGUGGAAUCAUUGACAUGAUGAACAGACGUCUGCGCGAACGUCUCACAGAAGCAGAGAUCCUUCAGAUUUUUGUAGAUGUCUGUGAAGGUGUUGCUGCCAUGCAUAAUCUUCGCCCCGCCCUUCUACAUCGUGAUCUGAAGGUGGAGAACAUUCUUCAGGCCUCCAAUAAUGUCUUUAAGCUCUGUGACUUUGGCUCUGCCACACCAGUCGCGCCUCGACCGCCAUCUACCACGGCCGAGAUUAGAGCUCUCGAGGCGGACUUGAACAGACAUACGACACUUCAGUACAGGGCGCCUGAGAUGGUCGACCCAUACCUUCGCCGUUCUGUUGACGAGAAAUCUGACGUUUGGGCACUCGGAGUGCUAUUGUACAAAUUGUGUUAUUACACCACUCCAUUCGAAGAACAUGGUCCCCUGGCAAUUUUGAACGUACAGUACCGCAUUCCGCCAUAUCCCGUUUAUUCAUCGCAAAUGAACACAUUGAUCGCCUCCAUGCUUCGCGAGCACGGCACACAGCGACCUACAAUAUUUGAACUUCUCGCUCAAGUGCACGCCAUACGAGGUACCAAAUCGCGCUUCGUCUACGAUAUUCCUCCGCCUCAGCCUCUCUCCCCCCGAGCUUUGCAGCUUCCGUCUACGAAUCCUCUUGACAACCUUGUAUCUUAUCGUCGAGCGCCAGCCACAGAUGCCACGCAACAAGUCCAACCAGCUCAGCCCCAGGACAUAGGUACAGGCAUUCAAGCGCGUGAUAGGGUGCUGGAGGCUAUUGCACCAAUGCGCCGUGGCCGGCCAUAUCAUUCCCAGCAACAGAAUGACACUACUCCCUCAUCGACCUCUCGGCCUCCUAGUCCGCCGAAGCUGCCGAGAAAGCCUGACGCCUCGUUUGGCGCAGAGGAGGACAAGGCAUGGAAAGAGUUGAAAAGCUCUUCUGCUGUUCUCGCUGCGGGGGGCAUCAGGGCUCACAAAUCAGGCAGCAUAACUGCGAGUGUCUGGAGGCCCAAGAUAUCCGCGCCUCCUUUGGACGAUACAUGGAGCGUUGAAACGCGUGCGUCAAAAGCGAUCUCGGAUGAGGUUCCAUCGCCAGGGGUUACUGCAUUUGGGGACAAUUUCGGAGAGAAGUUGUGGAGCGCCUUUGACGGUACUAAGGCUGGGGGAGCCACCCCCGCGACAGGAGUGGGGCCAUCCUCAAGUACUGGAAAAGAGCGUAUUUCGAAGCUUGCUCCUCCACCUGAGGGGUCGCGUACUACGAGGCUUACUAUCACAAAGAGUAAGGACGCGUUCGAUGGUCUAGGUUUAACACCAUCUUCAGCACCCACACCAACUCUUGGAGAGGCACGGAAGCUGAGAACUGGCCUCGCUGUGGUUAAUGGAAACAAUCGCGCUGCCAUCACUCCUAGUCCAUCUAUAGCUGCUGCGAAACCAUCACCAGCCCCGAUCAAACCAAUGCCUUCGCCCCGUCCUCCAGCACAAUUGACAACUACUCACGCUUCGUGGCGUUCUAGUCCAUCAGUGCAACCCCCUGCAUCCACUCCUCCUAAGCAUCCACAGAUGGGCGAAUUCUCUGCCGAGGCACGAUUUCCUUCAGUAGAAGAGCUCGAUGCAACGUUUGGUGUAUCGGCACCUAGCUGGCAGCUCGAGUCCUCCGAGCGCCACAAGGAGCGCGAAAAAGUAGUUAAUCUGUCCGAACCUUCCUUUGCACCUUCCUCGUCGCUUCAGCCGACUUCUCAGCGUGCCGUUCUGAGCACUACCCUUGGUCUACGCUCAGAGCAUGUCACCGGGGUGGCGAUGCGUGACUCUGAGAAGGACAAAAUUCAGAGGUCCGUUGGGUUGGAGAAUGGCAUUGGUGCAAACACAUCGUCUCCAAAGCCCGCAUCAUAUCGGCCUCUUCCCCGUCCUUCGCUUUCGAGGAGACAUCGCAGCAGUAUCACUGUCAAAGCCACACCUCAGGCACAGCUAAUUGAUGACAUUGGUACUCAGGACAUUACCACUCCUGGUCCGGCGUUACGCAAACCCAAAGACUGGUUAACAGGUGAUGUUGAUGCCCUCAUCUCCCCAAUCAAGGACGGAUCUUUCGCUCAGGCUCAGGCUAGCAACCUCCCUGCGACGCCCGUUCUACGCGAGUUUACGAAUAAGCGAUCGUCAUUCAUUGAAGAGAACACAACAAAUUUACAAUCGCCACAGGAAGCUGUCGCCGCUCAACAGCCUCCCCAUAGAGUGACAACACCUCCAUCGCCGUCCAAGAUGCAUACGCGAGGUACCAGUGUUAGAGAGCGGAAGCAAAGUGUCCCUUUGACACCAAAGAAACCUAGAGAGCUACCAGUGGUCGCGCCCAAACCGGUAAUUGCUGCCCUUGCACUGAAGCCGGACCUAGAGUCUCGCCAGGGAGUGACAUCGCAACCAUUGAAGCGUCCACCGCAGGAUGACUCUGAUAGGCGGAAAGCUUUCCCUAUUUCUGAGUCACCAAAGGCAACUAAGAUGCAAGAUUCGUCAAGUGAUGGGGAACAGGGGCCAGAGGAUGCUGUUGGAUUUGCUCCAGGGAAACUAGUUGAGAAGACGGGUUCAUCCCGAAGACGAAAGACGAGGGGCCGGCAAAGUUCCGUGCACGACCUCGUUGAUCUAUGGGGAGGAGGUGUGGUGCAGACAAAAGAACGACCAAAGGAUUCCGUUCACAGUCCUGCCGUUGCUGCAUUCAAUGAACCGACCAGGGACUUUGCUGUGAAACUACAAAAGAGCAGAUCAAUUGCAGUUUCUUCGAUGGCUAAGCAGAGGCCUGCAUCGCCCAGGAUGCAGUCACAGCCCUCAGAGCCCAAUCAUUCUCAGCGUCGUUCACCAAGCCGGUCUCCCAUGCGACCCUUUCCUCAGACACCUGGUGCAAACACCCCUUCGUCUGGUAAUGCCCCCGUAUCAUCCUCUCGCGGGAGGCCGCAGUCUAUGCUUGCCUUUCCAGUGGCAAAGUCUACUUCGGAUGGAAAAAUGGAUGCGCCGUCAACUCCUACGGGUCUAUCUGUUCCAGAAGACAAUCCUCGCAAACACGGCGCUCGGCGGACCUCAAUAACAGACAUGGUCCAACGCUUCGAAGCUAUCGGGGGCAAGGCCAGAGGCCUAGGUGCAGGUUCGCCUGUGAUAGUUCCCAAAUUAGCAGGUUUGAAGAUGCCAACCUCGUCAACUGGAAAUGGUCGUGCUGUGGACGUCACGGGCACAAGCCCAAGUUCCCCGUUAGUGUCGAGAUUCACAGCCUCCAGAGUCACUGCAUCAGCUUUUGAAGAGUCGAGUCCUGGACUUGACCCAGGGAAGCCACGACCAUCUGCGAUUGAUUUAGCCAGGGCGGCCCUUGCCAAUCAGGACCAGAGCAAGGCAGACAUGAAUAUAAGAAAUCCCGUUGCAGGGUUACCCACUGGGACACCCAGUCGAUUCAUGCCUGGAUCAUCAGUAGGACGAACCGGUCCCCUAGACGGUCUUUCAGCAUCGCUAUCUUUUUCCCCUCCAAAGCCUGCCACACCUCUAGAAGAGCCGCGCUCGCCGUCGCCUGAUAAACCUUUUCAGGGAGUGGGCAAGCUCAUCGACCAAUGGCAGCGUAAAACGGAGGUUGAUUCACCUCGAGCCCCUAUCCCUCGGAGAGGUGGUUUUACCCCCAAACGAGCUGGUCUCGUCUAUGAGGAAGUGGGCAAGGAUAGCUGAACCGUGCAUCACUCGACCUCUCAUAUUUGCUUGCAUUCAUUCGCUGCA
Suillus clintonianus is the source of this 4169-nucleotide messenger RNA. RefSeq lists its product as uncharacterized. The coding region runs from base 87 to 4121 and encodes 1344 amino acids. Gene Ontology annotation, molecular function: protein serine/threonine kinase activity; ATP binding. Gene Ontology annotation, biological process: actin cortical patch assembly; actin filament organization; peptidyl-threonine phosphorylation. The transcript is spliced from 5 exons. The record is from RefSeq and is a predicted model, not a curated record. Lineage: Eukaryota; Fungi; Basidiomycota; Agaricomycetes; Boletales; Suillaceae. Gene Ontology annotation, cellular component: cytoplasm.